GUUUUUAAGGUAUCAUUUUUUAAUACUGAUUCUAAAGAUUAAAAUACGUGACACGUGUUUCGGCUUUCGUAUAUACAAAAAAUAACCUUGUAGAUUUGGUAAAGUACCUUUUUAAUUAAAAAGGGUUAUAAGGUUACAUCAAUACAAAACAUUUGUGUAGAUUAAACGGAGCUUAUCAACAAAUAGCAGUUUAUGGAAACCCCUGUUUCGUAUAACGACGCGCACUAAACGACCUUUGAAGCUAUUUAUUACAAUUUCUCGUUAGUCAGUCUCAUUCCCAGCGUUUUAGUGAAUCAACGCGAGUUGCAUCCUAUUACGAGCAGAGUUUAACCUCUAAUCCCAGAUAAUACGGUGCAAAGUGCAACAAUAACACCAAAUGUGCCUGAAAAAAAACAAAAUUGUAGAGAUAAACGAUCAAAACAUUGACAAUAAUAACAAAGCCAACAGUUUAAAGAGUGCAACAGUGCGAAACGGACGCUUCUUCGGAAAUAUGACGAAUUACAUAAAAUACAUUGUGUUUCUGUUGAUCAGUGUCAAAGCAGAGUUACGGAUAUACAUAUCCGACUCUCCGAUACAACGGAUAGGCGCCAGGAUUUAUAAGAAAGAACUGCUAACCGAUAAAUAUUCGAGCCCCAAAGAAUUGGCGUACGAUUCGUCCAGCAGAAAUCUCUUCUUCAUGUACAUGGAUGAUGUCAUACAAGACUCUGGAAGAGCUUAUGUGAAUGUAGUAACAAAACAGACAGGAAAAAUCAAAGGCAUCACUAAGAAUAAAGCGACAGCAGUCGACCUAGAUUCUGGUGAUGUGUACUUCGGAUCUGAAGAUGGCCUUUACAAGUAUGAUGCAAUUAAUAAAGAAGCUAACAGCAUUGGGCUAUAUAACUUAAAUAUAAUGAAACUUGUAGUGAAAAACAACGAAAUGUAUCUCCUAGAUGGGAAUGACCAUAUGAUUUACAAAGUCUUCAAUCAAGGGACGACCGCAGUUAAGAUUGGAGGUGUGACAACAGUGAUGGAGUUCGAUGUAGAUUAUCAAAGAAAUGUUCAUUUUGUGACCAUGUGUGGACUGUUUUGUGCGGUAAAGGGACAAGAAGUUGUUAAGAACACUGUUUUAUCAUUGGUUUAUAAUUUCAUUAUAGAUGAGGGGAAGACUUUUGGCUUGAACGAUGAGGGGCUACAUGAAAUUAAUUGUGUGAAUGGAACAGCUAGAAAGGUAGCUGAAUUGGAUUUUGUGCCUCGAAGCAUUGUUUUUGGUGAUUAUGGAGACAUAUUUUACGCAGUUGACGAUAGUAUCUAUAGGUUAAGGCCAGUACACUCUUAUCAAGUGUACAAGUUACAUCGAAAAACAACGUAGGUAACUGUGAUUUUAGUGCUAUUUAAAUUCAAAACAAAAGCUAAGCGGUGUUGCCCUUGUGGAAUGUGUAGUGUGAUUAUUGUAUCAGGGUUGUCAAGCGUCCGGAUCAACUAAACCUGGAAUUAUUUCUCCAAAUGGUUUUAAAUAAUAAACAGAAAUUUUUAAAACUAACGCAAACUUAACUCUAAAAAUAAA
Ostrinia furnacalis (Asian corn borer) is the source of this 1543-nucleotide messenger RNA. RefSeq lists its product as uncharacterized. The transcript has a single exon. The record is from RefSeq and is a predicted model, not a curated record. The coding region runs from base 377 to 1348 and encodes 323 amino acids. NCBI's taxonomy places the organism in Eukaryota, Metazoa, Arthropoda, Insecta, Lepidoptera, Crambidae.